CUCCGUGUCUGCAGGAUCCACCUGAUGGCUGGGCGGGUUCCCCUGGGCGCAGACCGGGCAGCAGUGGCAGGUGAGAUGGAAACCACCUUCAUUGAGAAUCUGAGAUACGCUGCUGACCUCCUGGCCCAGGAAGACAUGAUGGGACUGGUGGAGCCUAUUAACAACCGCAUCACUGACCCUCGCUACUUUCUGAACACCCCACAGCAAGCUGCUGCCAUCCUGGAGAAGGUGGGACGGCCCAACCUGAAGCUGCAGCUGGACCUCUUUCACUGCCAGAUCAUGGAUGGGAAUUUGUCACAUAACCUGGAGACAUACUUCCCACUCAUCGGUCAUAUCCAGAUAGCACAGGUGCCAGGGCGGCAUGAGCCCGACAGCCCUGGGGAGUUGAACUUCCCCUAUAUCUUCAAGUUCCUGGAGUCCCUCGGCUACACUGGCUACGUGGGGUGCGAGUAUGCUCCGAAAGGGGACACCCUGGAAGGUCUGGGCUGGCUGCGCUCAUACUGGGAGAGCCGAGGCCUGCAGCACGGUGGGACUAGCAAGGCAGCAGAGUAAAACAAGGGAAAAAACUGGAAUAAAAGUCAAAGCAAUG
Messenger RNA from Pelecanus crispus (Dalmatian pelican), 589 nucleotides. The record is from RefSeq and is a predicted model, not a curated record. NCBI's taxonomy places the organism in Eukaryota, Metazoa, Chordata, Aves, Pelecaniformes, Pelecanidae.